AUGAUGCAGAUUUUCAAUUGCAAGACUCUCAGCGUAAGAGCCGCUGCCCAGCUGAAGCUCUUAACACCACUCAUUCAAGAAAUCUAUAUUUCGGAUUUGAAAUUGCCCAAGGAUCAGCGAAACCCCAUCUUUCACCAGUUUUAUGAUACACUUGUAAGAGGUGCUGAGCUGGUGAAAAAAUGCGAAAAUAUUAGCACUUUGAACCUGCCUCUCAAUCACAGGUAUGCUUCGCAGAUUUUCAAGCUUGAAAAGGAUAUUAAUAGCUUCCUGGGCUUAAUUCCUGCCCACAUAUUGCUUGAUACCAGAGUUCUUUUAGCAGAACUGAAAAACAAUUACCCAUCAGAGGCUGCAGACAUGAGCAGGGUAUUGAAUGAUUCCAUCUUCAAGCAAGCUUCCCUGCUAACAAACGAUCCUUCCCAAAAUACCAUGAUGCUUCAACAAAUGGUUUUAGAUGAUUUGUUUGACUUUACUGAGAUUGUAGGAGAUUCCACAAUCUAUAAUCGUGAUAAUGGUUAUGGAAAAUUUGAAAUUUUGGUUGGUCUGGAGAAAUCCAUUGGGGAUUUGAAGGGGCAUUUGUUCAACAAUGAAGUGUCUGUCGUUGGUGUGCAAUGUAUGGGUGGUGGUGGGAAAACCACAUUGGCCUUAGCUCUCUGCAACGAUCUUCAAAUGAAAGGUGAAAGGUUUUCCCCUCAAUUUGGACCAUGUUUUCCUGUAGUUUUAAGUUUUCAUUUGAAAGGUACUAUGGGUGGUGGUACUAUGGGGGGUGGUGGGAAAACCACAUUGGCCUUAGCUCUCUGCAACGAUCUUCAAAUGAAAGGUGAAAGGUUUGCCCCUCAAUUUGGGCCAUGUUCUCCUGUAGUUUUAAGUUUUCAUUUGAAAGGUACUAUGGGGGGUGGUGGGAAAACCACAUUGGCCUUAGCUCUCUGCAACGAUCUUCAAUUUGGGCCAUGUUUUCCUGUAGUUUUAAGUUUUCAUUUGAAAGGUACUAUAGGGGGUGGUGGGAAAACCACAUUGGCCUUAGCUCUCAGCAACGAUCUUCAAAUGAAAGAUUAUUUUGGAAACAACAUAUUUUUAAUCACAGUUUCACAGUCCCCAAAUCUUAAGGGCAUUUUAGAGAUCAUGUGGGAAAAGAUAGUUAGGAAGAAGGUACCCGAGUUUGAGAAUGUGGAAGAUGCACAUAUACAGCUGCAGCAGCAGCUUCUGAAGCAAUUGAAGCCAGCACUGGUGAUUCUAGAUGAUGUCUGGAACAGAGUAAGUCUGGAAAAUUUGCUAUUUCAAGGCCCAGGAUACAAAACUCUCAUCACAACUAGAAACAGUUCCAUUAUACCGAAAGGCCUGUCUACUCAAGUGUAUCAAUUACCAUUGCUGGGCCAUAAAGAUGCUCUGUCACUUUUCUGCUUCUGGGCAUUCGGACAGACAUCGAUUCCAUGCACUGCAGAUGCAAAUCUAGUGAAAGAGGUGCAAGCAGAAUGUAAGGGUUUGCCAUUAGCUCUUAAGGUGAUUGCAAGCUCGUUGCAUGGGGAACUUCCUGUAGUCUGGGAGAUUGCAAAGAAUAAGCUUUCCAAAGGGGAACUUCCUGUAGUCUGGGAAAUUGGAAAGAAUAAGCUUUCCAAAGGGCUUCUUGAAUGCUUGGGGACAAGUGUUGAUAGGUUAGAUGAUGUGGUUAAGGAAUGUUUCUUAGACAUGGGGUCAUUUCCAGAGGACACAAAGAUCUGUGCUAAUGCUCUGCUAGAUAUUUGGGUUUAUUUUCGGAAUCUGGAAUGGCAGGAUGCCUUUGCCAUCCUAUUGGAACUUGCAAGCCGAAAUCUGUUGAAUUUGACUAGCAAUCCAGGUGGAACAACAAUUUCUCAUGGAAGUGUCUCUGAGCUGUACUUUUCUCAACACAAAGUAAUGAGAGAUUUGGCCUUGUAUUUGGGAUGCCAAGGUGAUAUAGUCCACAGAAAGAGGUUACUUAUGCGCAGGAAGGAGAAUAAUUUGCCAGAGUCAUGGGCGUUGCUUUGUGAUAGAGAGUUCGAUGCGCAAAUUGUGUCUAUUCACACAGGCCCUAUGGGGAAAAACCAGUGGUACGGGAUGAAUUUUCCGGAGGCAGAGGCUCUGAUAUUGCUCUUUACUGCGAAUGAGUAUUAUCUUCCUUCAUUUUUAAAAUCAAUGAAGAAACUGAAAUUCCUAAUGGUAUUCAAUUAUGGCACAAAGAGAGCAACGGUGAAGGUUCAGGAGCCUUUAUCUUCACUCACUCAACUCAGAAGUGUCCGCUUGGAGAGGGUAAUUGCACCAGCUUUAUUAAAACAGAGCAAAGUGCUACAGAACUUAGAGAAACUAUCUUUGAGCUUAUGUGAAGGGUUUCAAAACACAUCCACAUUCAACAAUAACAAGCUGCAUGAUUUUAAGAUUGAUCACUGCAGUGAUUUAGAGGAGUUGCCUCCAAGUAUCUGCAAUAUGCCUUACGCUCAGAUGUGGUCUAUUACCAACUGCUAUAUGGUUCAGAACUUAUCAUAUGACCUUGGAAAUCUAAGCUCUCUAAGAGUGUUAAGGUUGUCGGCACUGCCGGGCCUAAAAGAGCUUCCAUCAUCAAUCGGAAACCUUGUGGGGCUGGAAUAUCUGGACAUUUCAGUAUGUGUGGGUCUGAAACAACUUCCAGAGGAAAUAGGCCAACUAAAGAAAUUAACAGAGCUAGAUAUGAGAGAGUGUUCUCGUUUGAAGAGGCUACCUAGAAGUGUUUGUGGACUAACUUCCCUCAAACAUGUUAUCUGUGAUGAGAAGAUUGGGAAACAAUGGUUGAAGGCCAAGGGAAUUGCUAUCCCAGAGCUUAGGGUUGAUAUUGUGGAACUACGGUUCAGUUUGGAUUGGCUUGUUGAUUGA
This is a messenger RNA of Cryptomeria japonica (Japanese cedar), 2859 nucleotides long. RefSeq names its product probable disease resistance protein At4g33300. Bases 1 to 2859 code for a protein of 952 amino acids. The record is from RefSeq and is a predicted model, not a curated record. The transcript is spliced from 5 exons. Gene Ontology annotation, biological process: defense response to fungus. Lineage: Eukaryota; Viridiplantae; Streptophyta; Pinopsida; Cupressales; Cupressaceae. Gene Ontology annotation, molecular function: ADP binding.